AUGUCCUCGCGAUGCGUCGACGCCGUGGUCCUGUGUGGACUGCCCCCCGACGCGCGCGCGGUGACGUCGAGGACGCCGCGCGCGGACGCGGAGACGGACGCGGAGGCGAGCGGGCGCGAUGGUCGAGCGUCCGCGCAUCGGCGCGCGUCGACGAGCGCGGACGCGGGCGAGCGCGCGCGCGCGCGAUGGUUUCGACCGGGCGUCCUGGACGCCGUCGCACGCGCGGACGCGCGAUGGCCGAAAGAGCUCGCGGAGUCGGUGAUGCCGAGAGGGGUGGACGCGUACGACUCGGGCGCGCGCACGAGCGACGACGACGCGGAGCGGUACCCGACGAUCUUGACGGAUGAGAAGGGGGAAAGGGUGUACGUCGCGUGCGUGUCGUUCAUCGCGGCGGCGCCGGAGAGAAGUCUGCUGACGAUGACGGAGUGGGAUUGGACGCCGGCGCGGGCGCGAGCGUGCGUGUGUUUAGUCUCGCGGGCGCCGUGUUUGGACGCGUGGAUGGAGGCUCUCUGGCACAUGUUCGAGGCGUACGUGAAGCGAGCGAACGGGCACUUGCCGGCGCUGAGGACGAUGGUGGAUGGGUUAGUGGAGCGUCUGACGUGGCGGGCCGAACGCUCGGUGUUGUUUCCGGUGGGUGGAGCGCUCGUGGCGGUGCCGCCACACGGCGCGGCGUGUUCCGUCAACAGAGAGGCAUUCGUGGAUGGAAAGGAGCUGCUGUUCAGGUGUUUGACGGCGCAAACAAUCAUCCAGUGCGUGAUGUUGAUCGCGUGUGAGCGUCGAUUGUUACUGCGAAGCCAGAACGUGAGUUUGGUCGUGAAGUGCGCGGAGACCUUGCGAAGUCUCGCACACCCGCUCGUGUGGAGACACGUGUACGUUCCGUGUGUGUCGACAUCCAUGGUGGAUUACGUGGCGGCGCCGAUGCCGUACAUCAUGGGCAUCUCCGCCGACAUCGUCGUGAAUGAGCGUAAUUUAGACGGUGUGGCGGUGUUAGACUUGGAUCAGGGAACAUUACACGACGGUGAUGACCGCGUUCUGAUGCCUCCGGCGGACAUGUUGCACAGUCUCACGCAGCGUUUGCGCGAGGUUUUACACCCCGGUGUUGUGCACGUAGGCGAUACGGAUGCGGACGCGGUCUCUUGCCGGUGGUCGAUGGAGACUAAUAGGAGGUUGACGGAUAUUUUUACGGAUUUUUGGUACGAUUUGUUACAACUUGAUUCGCUGGAAAAGUACGUCAAGGAGAGCGAAGAUGCGCAUCAGUUGAAGAUGAACGAGUACAACAACGCACUGGGCGUCCAAAGGUGCCAUCUGACUGAUCAAAUCGUCGAGACGAACGCGUUCAUGUCACUACUUAGCGACGUACAUUCUCUGAUGAGACGAAGCAAGUCAAAAUCGGAAGACAGGUCGACCAAGAGCCGAGCAAAAUUUCGCUCCACACAGCUCAUGGAAAAUUCCCGAAUUCCAGUUUCAUCUUCAUCGUUGUGCUUCGCGAAGACGACGCUGUUGGUCCCACGGCUUCACGAGCUGGAUUUUGACGAGGAAGAAGCGCCAGAAACUCUCCUUCAAUCGCUUUCCCUGCACGAACCACCGCAAAUCAAUUCGAUGGUCGAUACAAAGCCCGACAAACAACAAAUGAGCGAACUGACGCCGGUUGGAGCACUACGACGAGCGGGAACAAAACCAGCGUCGAGAGCUUCCUGGGGAUGGGUGAAAGACAAGCUCAAAAGAAAAGUGUUGAGCCGUGAUGAGUUCAUAUCAGUGUCCGAGAGGCGACUCGAUGCGGACAAGGCGAGUGUAAAAGGCGAGGAUGCCAUCAAGUUUGAAUGGUACUACAAUACUUUGACAAAGGAGGACGCCAACACGCUGGCAGGUCUUGUUCGCUUACACAGAGACAGACUGAGCGGCGAGGAUGUGGAUGAAAUGCCUGAAUCGAUCUCGCCGAGCGCUUCGAUGCACUCUAGCGAACCGUCGUUCGACCUGCACGAAGAUAACUUCGACGCCGUGACGGCGCUCGUCUAUCCGAUAUUCAACGACUCGGAUGUCGUCAUCGCCUCAGCUUUAGCAGAGCACACGGCCAACGUCAACUACCCUGCUCUACUCACAGGCGUGGAGAGAUACUUGGUAAAUGGUUCUAAACGUUACACCGUCAUCUCAACGGCUAUUAGGGCAGUGGUAGUGCGGGCGGACGCCGCCGGGGACGCAAAAUCUCUCGCUCGCGUGAUGGCCAUUGUACGAAAGUAUCAGCCAGCAAAAUGUCACAAGCUUUGGCUGCAGGGGUCGACGCGAUGGGCUGAAGUGAAUCUUUGGCGUGGGUUAAUCAAGGUCAACACUCAUGUUCGAUGGUUAGAAGGAGCGGACCCGCAGACUCAAACUGAAGACCUCAUUCGCUGCUUCGCCAUCGUGGGUUUGACGUCGGCGCAGUCGGCGGAGUUAUUGAAUCAACUCAACUUUCGCAGAGUUGACGAUAAAAGUGAACUUUUGGUGGCCGGUAUCGAAGGCGGGGUGAUCUUAUCGCCCGAGGCGUAUGCAUCAAUAUCGUUCGAGUCGUGGGUGGAGUCAUUGAGAGAAUCGAGCACCGUUCACUUUGGUGUGAAAGCCGACGAUGACCUGGAAGAAUGCGAGUCCAUACCAGAUUGCUGUCCGUUUGCAACAACGGAGACUGAGAUUUGGAAACGAACGGCCAUCACGGCGAUUAAUGUGCAGUCUGGAGUCGUAUCGUCGCUGGUGGGGCUUGGAAGCGGUAAGGGUGACAUCGCGUUCUUCGCCCCAGAUACCAACGUCUUGACGCGUUCGCAGAGUCAAUCUGAAACGCGGUCUGCAUUUUCAGCCUUGACUUUCGUCCCACGCAGCUCCCGCGUCUUUUGUGGACGUCGAGACGGUGCGAUUGAGAUUUGGGACUCGACAACGUGUACUCGGCUUUCUGUUCUAAAGAAAGCUCAUAAGGGGAAGAAAAUAUCUUUCGUUUCGCCGGUGGUGAACCAAGUCAUUUCAUCGGCGCCGUUAACAGCGUCUGCCGGGGAUGAUGGCACCGUUAAACUCUGGGAUGCUCGACAGAGCGAUGAUCGAAGAGCUGUGAGUGUGAUCGCUGGGCAUGAAGGUGGUGUCAGCGCUUUUGCCACUCGGGAUGCACGCGGCGGUGCCGUCGGUAGCAUCCUCACGGGAGACGAGGGGGGUGUGGUGCGCGCGUGGGAUCCUCGUCACGCAGGGGCCGGGCCAGUGGCGUUAGCAAAAGCGCACCAUGGCCGGGUUACGUGUUUAGCGCCUUUGCAGCGCUCGGACACGACGGCGAGUGCCGGUGCCGACGGUUCAGUCAGGAUUUUGCGUCUCGACGGCGUCGAGGGCGGUAACAUUAGGCUGAGCGGACACCUCGCAGAUAUUUCUUCGCUCGCGGUGAUUCAGGACGACACGCGCGGCCGACAGCCUGUCGGUUUGAUCGCGUCGGGAUCUCGAGACGGUGAGCUUUGUCUGUGGUCCGGAGGUGAGCUUGUGAAGGACGUCCGCCAGCCGUGGAGAUGCGUGAGUAAAUCAAGAGCACACUUUGGCACCAUCUCGUGCCUAGCCGUCGAAUCGAGCGGGCGAGCGAGACGCGCGAAUCUCGUGAACACCAACUCAGGUGGUGUGCCACAAACAGGCUACGAGGUUCAAUCAUUCCUCUCGGCGUCCAUGGACCGCUCGUUUGCGUGUUGGAGUCUCAAAACAGCUCGAAUCAAGGGAACCGUAACCACCACGAGCUGGACGCCUGCAACUAUGCACGCUUCCCCGCGCACCACCGAGGCCUCGUGCGGGGUCAUCGAGCCAUCGAAGAGACGUUUCUUGAGUGGCGACCGCUACGGGGUCGUCACGUGCGCGUCGCUCUCGUCCACCGCGUGA
Messenger RNA from Ostreococcus tauri, 3867 nucleotides. RefSeq names its product WD40/YVTN repeat-like-containing domain. Gene Ontology annotation, biological process: regulation of Rab protein signal transduction. Gene Ontology annotation, cellular component: cytoplasmic vesicle. Gene Ontology annotation, molecular function: protein binding. The transcript has a single exon. Bases 1 to 3867 code for a protein of 1288 amino acids. NCBI's taxonomy places the organism in Eukaryota, Viridiplantae, Chlorophyta, Mamiellophyceae, Mamiellales, Bathycoccaceae. The record is from RefSeq and is a predicted model, not a curated record.